Sitodiplosis mosellana (orange wheat blossom midge) is the source of this 653-nucleotide messenger RNA. RefSeq names its product sericin-1-like. The record is from RefSeq and is a predicted model, not a curated record. The coding region runs from base 144 to 653 and encodes 169 amino acids. Lineage: Eukaryota; Metazoa; Arthropoda; Insecta; Diptera; Cecidomyiidae. The transcript has 2 exons.
UGUGCGAAAAUUCCAUUUUGUCUCACUUACAAUUCUCGAAGAUCGAGACAGAUUUUUUUCCAAAUAAAUAGCAGAGGAAAAUGAACGAACAGCAUCAGUUACAAUUUGCCUUGUAAGCCAAUUGAAUCAAUUAAUCAAUCAAUAUGAAAUUCACUUUCGCUCUCAUCGCCCUCUUUGGUUUGACUGCUCUGACAACCGUCUUCGCCGAACCAAAACCAGAACCAGAAGCAAAAAAAUGCUCAAGCGGAUCGUCCGGCUGUUCAAGUGGCUCUAGCAGCAACACUGGAUGUGGAUCAUCAAGCCCAUCUGGAUCGUCCGGCUGUUCAAGUGGCUCUAGCAGCAACACUGGAUGUGGAUCAUCAAGCCCAUCUGGAUCAUCCGGCUGUUCAAGUGGCUCUAGCAGCAACACUGGAUGUGGAUCAUCCGGUUCAUCAAGCUCAGGCACAGGCUACCUUUGUGUCAACAUUCCACAAUCGUGCGGUUCAAGCUGCGGAUCAUCGUCAAGCUGUGGUUCAUCGUCGUCAUCGAAAAGAUCCAAACGUUCAAGCCGUUCAUCAAGUAACAAAAGCUGCAAACGACCAUGCCGUUCAUCAUCGUCGUCGUCAUCAUGCAAGAAGCGUUGCAAGCGCUCAAGCAACUCAUGCAAAUGCUAA